AUGUGGGCAAAUUCACCUCCCCGUUCUUCCUCACCGGACCGUGCCAGCGACUCUAUCCCACCGCAACCGUCGUCUUCGGCUUCUUCUACCGUCUCCACUUCAGCCACCAAUCAGUCGACAGUCGCGACCAGUUUGUCGAUUACCCCAGAUAGAGAAACCCUUGUUCUACCAGACGAUACUAUAAUUUCCAAACCCAUUGAUUCUGGCAAACAUUCACUUCCAAUCAACGCGGAGCAAUCGGAUGUCAGAGCAACCGAGGAACCAGAGGCUGGGCCAAUAGAGGUCGACGGAGCUGAAAAUGCUACGGAAGACGUCAAAGAAGAGCACGGUGAUGGCAGGAGCGGAGCGCAGGAGCAAACGCGCACUACGCGUAAUCUAAGGCAUCGCUCCCGUACGGUAGGCGGGAGCACACCAUCAACACCCGCCCCUACCAAACCCACAAAGGGGUCGAAGGCGGCACCAGAUGCAGCCUGCAGGAGAAGUCUUAGAUCAGCAGACAAGCCGAAACCCCCGAAUACUUCUGAUGUCCAUAAAGCUAAGCCGAAUGCGACGCGUCGCCAUAGUCAACGCAUACAGGUUGCGGCCGCAACCGCUGCGAAGCUCGCUGCGACUACAACACCGGCUCCAUCACGCGGAAAGAGGUCCCACGAGGUAAUGGCUGCCGGAUCUAAGAGUGCCGGUCCUAAAUUACAGAACUCUGUCCCGGCUACUGUUUCGACUGUCUCCUCAAAACCCGACGAUGAUGCCCCAAGGUCCAGUAAAAGAGCGAGGAAGGUUUUGUCUUAUGAUGAGGACAAGCACGAUGAACAGUUGGCUUUAUCAUUGACGCAUAGUACGUCUGGAGCUCUGGCUACGAAUCCAAGGAAGAGGAAGAAGAUCUGGUUGAACCAAGGUCUAUAUUUAGGCCAAGAGCAAGACAUAGAUGUUACAAGGCGCCCAUCCGGGGGAUCGAGAAAACGUGGAAAGGCCACGGAGAAAAAGAAGCCGUCCGUCUUACCCAUGCCCAUGUUUACCGGAUCGAGGAUUAUGGAAACCGAAAGGGACUUCAAGCUCCCAUUUAACGUGUUUGCGCCCAGUCCGUGGAGGUGUGGACCCAUUCCGGACUGGAGGAAACUGAAUCAUAAUGUUUUGAUUGGCGACGCCGCCUCCCAUUGGAGAAAAGAGAAGGCUUCUACAGCCAAGUGCGUUUGCGCUGAAGAGGUCGGCUGUGAUGAGAAUUGCCUCAAUAUGUGUACCUGGGUAGAAUGUGAUGAAGGCAACUGCAAUGUCGGAGUUGAGCGCUGCACAAACAGAGCUUUCGCGGACCUCAAGGAGAGGGUGAAAUCUGGCACAAAGUUUGCGGAGGGAGUCGAAGUUGUCAAGACUGCCAACUGCGGACAUGGCCUGAGGGCAACAAGGGGCUUUAUGCCCAAUCAGAUCAUCGUGGAGUAUACUGGUGAAAUAAUUACCCAGGAAGAGAGCGAGCGUAGAAUGGUCGAGGUCUAUAAGGAUAAUAAGAACUACUACCUUAUGUUGUUUCACCAAAACAUGAUACUUGACGCAACCAGAGGCUCGGUCGCUAGAUUUGUCAAUCAUUCGUGUGAUCCCAAUUGUCGGAUGGAGAAGUGGCUGGUCGAAGGUAGACCUAGAAUGGCACUGUUUGCCGGGGACGAUGGGAUCGAAGCUGGAGAGGAGCUCACAUACGACUACAAUUUCAACUGGUUUACUGGCGUUAGCCAACAGACUUGUCAUUGUGGGGCUGACAACUGUCGUGGGGCUCUGGGGAAGAAAGCUGAUGGCUUUCAGAGAGCAUCUCCGCCUGUCAAAGGCAAAGACAAAGCCAAAGGAAAGGCUGGGGCUGCUCCGAGGAGUAAACAAGCUUCGGCUAAAGUUAGAACUAGGGUUGCGCCCAAGAGCAAAGUGGCGGUCAAGGGCAAAGCGACAGCCAAGACCAGAGCCGCGGCCAAGACCACGAAGAUCACUAGGCCCAUCAAAUCCAGAACCACGAUGGCGGCAAGAGGAAAGGGUGUUAUAAGAGCUACCGUCAGGGAAACAGCAGUCAGAACCCAGCGGUCAGUCAGGGCCGGCUCUAGUCGUGUUCGUGGGAUGGAAGCCGGAGAGAUCGAGGCGGCUGGGGAGGCUGAGGCGGUUGAAAAGGACAGCGAGCAGAGUGAUAUGGAGGGGUUGGAAUCUAUACGUGUGGCGUCUUCUCCUGGCCAGGCAGUUUUAUCCGACUUGGCCCGCAAGAGAAUCCGCAAUCGCGGUGGAAAGCCCCGUGUUACCAAGACCUACAAGGUUGGAAAGACGAUUCGUGCCAAAUAUUACAAAGGGAAAUUGGGCCCUAGAAAGAAGGCUAUCCAGGAUGCAAUUACUCCACUACUAGCGUCUGAGAGCUCCCCUGAAUCUGCUACUAUAACUGUAGCUACAACUGCUAGGACAUAUAGGGAGAUCGCACCGAAACCACCUUUUGAUGCAGAAGCUUCGAGUUCAAUGAGCAGCACUAGUGGUACUUCGGUUUCUGGCAGAGUAGGUGUUAGAAGAUCAGUCAGGAAGAGUGCUGCCCCUAAUGCGGGGCAAAAUACGGUCCAAACUUUCGAAGCACUUGUUGCCGGACAUCCGACUACGGCGCUCAGUCAAGCGUUGAAUACAGUUCUUGCUACAAGCGUCGAAUCGGAGGCUCUCGCAACUGGCGUUGGGCUAUUGGGCAGUGUCGAAUGCACUGUCUAA
This is a messenger RNA of Tuber melanosporum (Perigord truffle), 2706 nucleotides long. RefSeq lists its product as uncharacterized. Gene Ontology annotation, cellular component: nucleus; chromatin. Bases 1 to 2706 code for a protein of 901 amino acids. NCBI's taxonomy places the organism in Eukaryota, Fungi, Ascomycota, Pezizomycetes, Pezizales, Tuberaceae. Gene Ontology annotation, molecular function: histone H3K36 methyltransferase activity; protein binding. The transcript has 7 exons. Gene Ontology annotation, biological process: regulation of DNA-templated transcription. The record is from RefSeq and is a predicted model, not a curated record.